UAAGACAAGGAACGCACUGGUACCUUACUACAACCCUAUCUUUUUAUAGAGGGAAUUGAAUUUGAUAUAAGGCAGAACUUGAGAUGAGUUUUGCCAUUUUGGCACCUAAUUUGCUGGUGUCCAGAAGAUUGGGGUGACUGUGAUAAAGUGUAUUAGGAUCUGUAUGUAGGAUGAAAUAAUACCAUUUGUCAGAACAUUGUGUGUGAUCUGAUUAAGCUUUUAAGCUACAUGUACUUGAUAAAGGAAUGACUGUUUCAGAGAUGUAAAAAAAACAAAAAAAAAAAAAACAAGGAAGAAAUGAACAGAGAAGGAUGAAGGAAACCACUGACAAUGGGAACCAUUGUUGUGCUAUUUGGAUUAUAUGCACCAGCUCCUUUAGUCAUAUAAACAAAUAUUAUGAUAUAAGUGUUUUUAUCUUCAUUAUUUACCAAGGAUGAUGAUAAUCAGAAAUGUGCCCAGGCCAUCUAGUUAAGAGGCAGAGAUGGUGUUUGACCUAAGUUUGCCUCCAAAGUCUGUGUGCCUGACAGUGGUAUGGAAUGUGCGUGUUGGAAUAUCACGUAGCAUGGGGAUAGCUAAUGGAACCAUGGCUUUGGCAGAGAUGAUUUUUCACAGGGGUGCAUAUAAUCUUCACUAUUCAAAGAACCCCUGGUGUACCUAAUGCCUUUGGGGGUCUCAAGUGGUUUGAGACCUAACCCAGAAAAGUAUGACAAAUUCUAUAAGAUGGAAAUCUUCUAAAAAAUUAAAUAAUUUUAAAAGCUAGGGCAAAGAGGAGUUUAGAAUAGGAAAAUAAAAUUGGGUUUUGGGUGAUCCCAAGGAGACUAAUUAUGGCCUGAAAAUGAGAAGAUGGACCCUAGACUCAGAGCAAAGUAAUUCAUAACGUUAGAUGGACAAAAGACUUGAGAACAUAUCCACUUAUGGAUUGGUAAAAUUGAGUAGAGUGUUCAAGUUAAUGAAAACAAAUAGUGAAUGACAACUAGCCAGCAAAAUAAGGAAGUGGGAAAAAAAGAAAAUGCAAAAAUGAAAAAUAAGUAAGUAACAAAAAUAAAGUAUAUGGAAAGAAAAAAAUAAAAUACAUUAAUAUUUAUAUUUUAAAGUGAAUGGACUUGAUACUCUCAUAAAAGACACUAUAAAAAGAGAUUAAAAAUUUAAACCCAGAUAUACGUUACUUAUAAAUAGUGUACUUAACAAAAUGAAAUGGAAGAAUUGAAAAUAAAGGAAUGCACAAAGAGCAGGCAAAAGCAAACUAAAAGAAAGCAGGAGUGUAAUAGCAAUAUGCUAAAAGUGGAACUUAAAGCACAAAACAUGAGAAAGGUCAAUUAAUAACAUUCACAAUUUAUAAAGAUUAUCGGCCAUAACCAAUACAGAAGCUAAACAUAUAAAAAUCCUACAUAUAUAGGAUAUAUAUACUUAAAAUACAUGUACUUAAAAUUUUUGAAUAGCAUUUAUUAAAUAUAGAUGUCAGAAAAUAAUUAUUUGAAAUAUUUGAAUAAUAUAUUAAAUAAACUUGAUUAUAUGUAUAGAUGUAUGCAUGUAUUGUGUAUCCAUAUAAAACCAUAUGUCUUUCUCCAAGAGAAUUCAUACAUUUACAACAUGGAUCAAGUAAUUGGUUGCCAAAGUCUCUAUAGGUCAUGUUCUCUUUUCAUAAUAAAAUAAAGUUGGAAAUAAAUAACAAAGUCAAACACAAAUAUCUAAUGACUAGUUGUGCAAGAAACACACAUUUGGGUAACUCUUGGUUUAAAGAAGGAAAGGGAAAAAUUACCUAGAAGCCAAUGAAGAGAACAUCAGGAAAAUUUACCUUUUAAGGAAAACAAAGUAUUUUAAGGACAUUAAUUAGAGGUAGCAAUAGAGAAGAAAGAGGAAACUUCAAUGAAUUUAGUUCUUAUUUCCUGGAAAUAGAAAAUUCCAAGUAAGUUUAAAAUAUUUACAAACAAAACUUAAGUUAAUAAAACAGGGGGAAAAAAGUGAGAAGAAUAAAUCUAUCCAAAAGCCCCCACCCCCCAGCUUUUUUGAGAAUACCUGUAUUAUAGGAAAAUGCCUUGUGAGAUGAAUAAGAAAAAAUACUAUGUAAGAAUAGUAAGGAAAAAGGAGAAAGGAGAAAGAAUUUCUCACAAGGGAAAUCACAGAUUGGAAGGGUUAAAUGUUGUAUGACAACACAUUUGUAGUGAAAUAUAAAGUAUCAAAUGAACUCUCAAAUCUCCAUUUUGAAAUAUUGCUUCUUUCUGAAUAAUCCCUAUUUUGGUCUGAUAGUUCUCUUGAAACAUUAGUAUUGUCAAUUAGUAUUCUAGUCUAUAAGCCAAGUUCUCUAGAAAUUGAAUAAUUAAGAAUUUAUACUCUGCAACCAUAUGGCUUGGGAUUAACUCUUCGUUCUACCAUUUUUUUAGCUACAUGACUUUGAUCUUAAGCAAAUUACUUAAUUUUUCUGUGCUUUAUUUUCCUCCUCUGUUUAUAAAUAAAGAUGAUGAUGCUAGUAACAGUAACUGACUAAUAGGGUUGUUAUUCAGACUGAAUUAGGUAAUGCAUAAAGCAAGCAUUAGUAGAGGAUUGGCACAGAGUGAGAAAUAUUUUGUCUUUCAUUUUAUUCCUUAACUAAACAAAUAUUUUUGAACAUCUAUCUCUGUGUCCACUUCACUAUAGAUACUGGACUGUGGAAGUAAAUAAGAAAAGUAUCUAUCUUUAUAAAGUUUACAUGCUAUGGUUAAAACAGAUAGUAAACAUAACAUUAUAAUUUCAAGGAGUGACAAGAUCAUUGAUUUAUUGUGUGGUGGUGUGUAGCCAAUAAAAAUGGUUUAUUGUUCAGUUACACAUGAAAUACAAUGCUAAGUUUUUAUUAUAACCUCAAGUUUACAUAUGUGAUGAUAAAUAAAACAAAAAUCCUAGGCUUCAGGAAAGAAGACUUAGGUUUGAAUCUUACUUAGCUCUGAUAUAUAUUUACCUUUGGUCAAGUUCACUUAAUAUUUACACUUUAUCUAAAUUGUGGAUAAUAAUAUCUCUGUCACUUAGCACUGUGAUGAAAUUAAGUAAAUUACAUGACAUAUUUCCUGUAACAUAAAACAUGUUAGUUUCCUCUUCCCUUCCCCCUCUUUCUUCAUAACUUGCCAUGCUUUGUUUCACAUGGUUUACUUCUUUUUUUCUUUAGUUUUUUCCUUAAAAAAAUUUUUUCCCCUCUGAGAAGAGGGGUACUUAUAAACUGGUACACAUUUGAAAGUAAUCAUAAUAAGAUACACAUUUUGUUUUAACAAAUUUUAAUGUCUUACAGGUAAAAGAGAAACAGUAGAAUGGAAUGGGAAAAUCAAACCAUUCUGGUGGAAUUCUUUCUAAAGGGGCUUUCUGAUUACCCAAGGCUUGAGCUACUCUUUUUUGCGCUAAUCUUAAUAAUGUAUGUUGUCAUCCUUCUGGGCAAUGGCACCCUUAUUUUAAUCAGCAUCUGGGACUCCCACCUUCACACCCCUAUGUACUUCUUCCUGGGGAACCUCUCCUUCUUGGACAUCUGCUACACCACUACCUCCAUUCCCUCCAUUCUGGUGAGCUUCCUCUCAGAAAGAAAGACCAUAUCCUUCUCUGGCUGUGCAAUACAGAUGUUCCUCGGCUUGGCCAUGGGGACAACAGAGUGUGUGCUCCUGGGCAUGAUGGCCUUUGACCGGUAUGUGGCUAUCUGCAACCCUCUAAGAUAUCCUGUCAUCAUGAGCAAGGAUUCCUAUGUGCCCAUGGCAGUUGGGUCCUGGAUCAUAGGAGUCAUCAACUCUGCAGUACAAACCGCAUUUGUAGUGCAGUUGCCUUUCUGUGGGAAUAAUGUCAUCAAUCAUCUCUCCUGUGAAAUUCUGGCUAUCAUGAAACUGGCCUGUGCUGACAUCUCAGGCAAUGAGUUCAUCAUGCUCGUGGCCACAACACUGUUUAUAUUGACACCACUGUUAUUAAUCAUUAUCUCUUACACAUUAAUCAUUGUCAGCAUCCUCAAAAUUCGCUCUUCUGAGGGGAGAAGCAAAGUUUUCUCCACAUGCUCAGCCCAUCUGACUGUGGUGAUAAUAUUCUAUGGAACCAUUCUCUUCAUGUACAUGAAGCCCAAGUCUAAAGACACACUUAAUUCAGAGGACUUGGAUGCUACUGACAAACUUAUAUCCUUGUUCUAUGGGAUUGUAACUCCUAUGAUGAAUCCUUUAAUAUACAGUCUUAGGAACAAAGAUGUUAAGGAGGCAGUAAAACACUUACUGAGAAGAAGUAUGUUUAACAAGUAAAUGGGAAAGGGACACAUAAUUUUUGUAAUCACAUUGUGGAAAUCAAUUAGACCAACUAAAGGGCCAAAUAGAUAGGUUCUUACUGCUGUGUCAAAUUCAUCUCUCAAAUCUCUCAAGCUCUAAUAUUUUUUUGGUGCAGUGCAUAAUGAAAAUAAGUAAAUAAAUGCCUAUGUUUUAGGAGUCAGUGAUUGUUUUUAUUGUUGAAGAGCUUGAUUAAGAGGGCAAGUAGAGGGGUAGUGUAAUAGUGAGAGAGAUUUCCAGACAAGAGAAUGUUACACUUGUAUUAAAACCUUUAAAAUGUUUUUUGAAAACAUGGUAUCUAUCUUUCUCUGUAUGACUUAUUUCACUUAGCGUAACACUCUCCAGUUCCAUCCAUGCCGCUACAAAAGGCCAUAUUUCAUUCUUUCUCAUUGCCACGUAGUAUUCCAUUGUGUAUAUAAACCACAAUUUCUUUUUUUUUAAACAUUUAUUUAUUUUUGAGACAGGGAGAGACAGAGCAUGAACAGGGGAGGGUCAGAGGAAGAGGGAGACAUAGAAUCUGAAACAGGCUCCAGGCUCUGAGCUGUCAGCACAGAGCCCGAUGUGGGGCUUGAACCCACAGACCGCGAGAUCAUGACCUGAGCCGAAGUCGGACGCUUAACCGACUGAGCCACCCAGGCGCCCCUAAACCACAAUUUCUUUAUCCAUUCAUCUGUUGGUGGACAUUUAGGCUCUUUCCAUAAUUUAGCUAUUGUUGAAAGUGCUGCUAUAAACAUUGGGGUACAAGUGCCCCUAUGCAUCAGUACUCCAACAAUAAAUUUCAUAUUAAAAAAAUAAAAUGUUUUUUGACAAGAUUAUUUUCAAAACCAAUUUCAUAUUUUCUUACUUUCUU
Molecule: messenger RNA, 5103 nt
Organism: Acinonyx jubatus (cheetah)
Lineage: Eukaryota; Metazoa; Chordata; Mammalia; Carnivora; Felidae
Product: olfactory receptor 13C2-like
Exons: 1
Coding region: 3276-4232 (318 amino acids)
Biological process (GO): G protein-coupled receptor signaling pathway
Cellular component (GO): membrane
Molecular function (GO): G protein-coupled receptor activity; olfactory receptor activity
Source: RefSeq, a predicted model, not a curated record